This is a messenger RNA of Staurois parvus, 618 nucleotides long. NCBI's taxonomy places the organism in Eukaryota, Metazoa, Chordata, Amphibia, Anura, Ranidae. The record is from the annotation of a GenBank genome assembly.
CGCGGGCACUGGGUCAGACAUUGGAUCGUCUGGCUGGACAGCGGGCACUGGGUCACCAGGCAUCAGGUCAUUUGGCUUGACAGCGGGCACCGCGUCAUCUGGCAAGGCAGUGGGCUCCGAGUCAACAGGCACGACAGUGAGCACCGGGUCAUCAGGUACCGGAUUGUCUGGCUCGACAGCGGGCACCGCGCGUCAUCUGGCAAGGCAGUGGGCUCCGAGUCAACUGGUAUGACCGCGGGCACUGGGUCAGACAUUGGAUCGUCUGGCUGGACAGCGGGCACUGGGUCACCAGGCAUCAGGUCAUUUGGCUUGACAGCGGGCACCGCGUCAUCUGGCAAGGCAGUGGGCUCCGAGUCAACAGGCACGACAGUGAGCACCGGGUCAUCAGGUACCGGAUUGUCUGGCUCGACAGCGGGCACUGGGUCACCAGGCAUCAGGUCAUUUGGCUCGACAGCGGGCACCGGAUCAGGUACCGGAUCAUCUGGAUCAACAGCGGGCAUCGAGUCAACUGGCCUAAUAGGAUCGUCAGGCUGGAUCAGUUCAUCAUGCUGGGUAGAGGCAUCAGGCCGAGUAGAGGCUUCAGGCCGAGUAGAGGCUUCAGGCCGAGUAGAGGCUUCA